GCCUUUUGGCUCCAGCAUGGCUCUCUGCUCUCGGGUGGUGGUGGUGCUGCUGUGCGGAUGGACUUAUCUGUGCGUUGGAUACUGCGCCAUGCUGAAGACGGACGGACCAAAGGUGGAUUUUACGCGCUCGGAGGAGGAUAAAAAGCAGCCCGAGAAGGACGACGGGGACCUGCUCUCACAGGAUACAAUGACGGAACACAUGCAGAUGCUUUACACCAAGUACAACCGGGCUGGGUUCCCCUUCAAGGACGGCAACACUGUCCGCAGCUUCAAAGCGCACUGGGGUACGAUAAACCAGAAGCAGCUGCAGAUUUUCAACCUCACCUCCCUCACCAAGUCGGAGGACGUUCUGUCAGCCACGCUCCAUUAUUACAUCGGAGACCUUCAGAACUGCUCCCGGUCCAAAAGCUGUGCUCGCCACGGCCCCCGGAAGCACAACCACAUCCACAUGGUCAUCUGGAGCUUCGCCUCUGUGGAUAACAAGAUAAGGACCCUCGGACACUUUCGGAUCAACGUGUCCACCCUCUACAGGGACUUCAUCUCUUGGCAGUGGAAGGACAUAACCCGCGUGGUCGACCAGGCCAAGCACCACGAUGAGCUGCUGAUCGGCAUCGAAGUUUCUUCACAAGGGCCCCAACCGUGGAAGAAGCUCCUGUCCGACCGAUCGCCCUACAUCCUGGUCUACGCCAACGACUCGGCCAUUUCAGAACCAGAGAGCGUAGUAGCCACCCUCCAGAGGCACCACCCGGUUGGAGGGGAGGCCUCGGUUUCCAACAGCUUCCAAAAACUGGGCCUGCGUGAGCGAAACGACACCGAGCAAGAGCGGCCGCCGCCCAGACGCAAGCGCUCGGUGAACGUCCUGCUACCGCUGCAGAACAACGAACUCCCCGGGCCAGAGUAUCCGUACGAGACGCCCGGGUGGGACGAGGCGAGUCCGUACGAGCCUUACGAAAACAAGCAGGCCCGGCGGCCACGCAAAAAGACGCGCAAGAACCAGCGGCACAAGAUGCCCCUGCUGCAGUUCGACGAGCAGACGAUUAAAAAGGCGCGAAAGAAGCAGUGGAACGAGCCCAGGAACUGCGCUCGGAGAUACCUGAAAGUGGACUUCGCCGACAUCGGAUGGAGCGAAUGGAUUAUAUCACCCAAGUCGUUCGAUGCCUACUACUGCUCAGGGUCCUGCCAGUUCCCCAUGCCAAAGGCUUCGAAGCCCUCUAACCACGCCACCAUCCAGAGCAUAGUGCGGGCAGUGGGCGUCGUACCCGGCAUCCCCGAGCCGUGCUGCGUCCCGGAGAAGAUGUCUUCCCUCAGCAUCCUCUUCUUUGAUGAAGACAAGAACGUGGUGCUGAAAGUCUACCCAAACAUGACUGUAGAUUCUUGUGCCUGCAGAUAGUUAUUUUUUGUAUGUCAUUCAAUGCCUUGUUCACACAAAACUCACAGAAAAGCAACAAAAAAAAUCAACACAUGCAGCCCGAAAAACGACACUCUCUCCUCCCGUUCCUUUAGUCGUUCACUCAUUCACUUACAAACACCUGUUGGACACAACUUCCUCUUUGCACUGGAGGAGAGAACUCCCUGUUGUUCCAGUUGGAGAGGAUACUGGUCUGUUUGUGGGAAGGAAGUAUCUAGACUGGAAUGGAAACACUCCAUGCUCCGAUUUCACCGACGGCAUCCAUGGUUUUAUCGGUUUUAUCUUCGCUGCUCAGUAAACCGUUGGGCGAAUGAAUCAUAAACUCGCUAUCAAGAUAUACAAAUACCAAUCGAGGCAUAAGAGAGACAAGAACUGAAGGAAAAAUGAUCUCAGUUUGAACUGAUGCCUCAUCUUUCUCUCCUUCGCAGCUUGAAGUUGUCUUUUGGUCAUCUCCGCCAGGUCGCCUAUGCUCGCACUUGCAUGGUUUUUUUGUUACUAUUUGUUUGUAUUUAUGUCUGUACUAUCACUGUGUUAUUCACUAUAUGAGAAGUUAUUGUGUAAUUAUUGGCUUGGCUGCUAUAGAGAGAUAUAUUAGAUUCCAAAGCCAGAAAUCGUUACGUAGACGGUACAGUAGACAGCCGUACGUAUUUGUGUUUUUAGAUCACCGCUCCGUUGUUGUACAGAACCAACAUUUUUAAGAGUUUAUUAUAUGCUGAGUUUUGAAGCAGACCCAUCAUACCAUUUUUUUUUUCCGCUAAGAAAACAUUUUACAAGCAAACUUCAGAUGUGAUUUUGAAAGA
Molecule: messenger RNA, 2208 nt
Organism: Anoplopoma fimbria (sablefish)
Lineage: Eukaryota; Metazoa; Chordata; Actinopteri; Perciformes; Anoplopomatidae
Gene: bmp3
Product: bone morphogenetic protein 3
Exons: 3
Coding region: 17-1390 (457 amino acids)
Biological process (GO): SMAD protein signal transduction; BMP signaling pathway
Cellular component (GO): extracellular region
Molecular function (GO): growth factor activity; cytokine activity
Source: RefSeq, a predicted model, not a curated record